ACUCUCUCUAACUCUCCUUCUCUCUCUUCUCUCUCUCACACACACACACACUAAAAAGGCAUAAGAGAUCUGGGGGUCCUUUUCUCUCUCAUAACAGUCCCAUCAAAUUCUCCGCUAAGUGUUAUUUGCCAUUGCAGGUAAUUUUCCGCCAUUUUUGCUUCUCUUCAUUUAAACCCUCCCUCAAUUCACCAUCUCCUUUCUCCAGUUUUCUCAUUUCUCUGAAUAUACUAUUGCCAGAUCUACGUAUCUCGAUCCUCUUUAGGUGUGGAGAUUAUGGACAACAACAAAGCUGUGGAAGCGGUUAAAGAAGCCAACAUGUCAGCAGAAACUGAAAAGGUGAACAUUUCAUUUGGCUCUCAUAGCGGAGAAGCACCGGUUGAAGGCGAACUGAAUAAGCAGACCGAGCCUGAUGUCCCAAAGGAUGUGGUUGAUGACUGGCCCGAGCCAAAUCUCCCAAAGGAUGCAGUUGAUGAGUGGCCCGCGCCCUCUCAAAUACACUCUUUUUACAUUGUGAAAUACCGAGCAUUGGAAGACCAGAAUCUGAGGGCUAAACUUGACAUGGCAGAGAAUGAUCUGCAGAAAAAGAAUCAGGCCCGUUUUCAGAUUUUCGAAAAAUUGAAGAUUAAAAGGGCUGAACGGGCUCAGAUAAGAACUGAAAUACAUUCUUUAAGCGUCGAGAAUAAACAGUUUAGGACAGCUAUGGACGAAAAGAGAAAAGAAAUGGAACCUCUGCAGCAGGCUCUUGGCAAGAUGAGAGGUCCUUCUGGAGAGAAGGGUUCGGUUCAGUUAUGUUCAUCUGAGGCUGAACUCAACCGCCUCAUCAAAAGUUACGAAUACCGCAUUCAGCAUGAAAGCAUUCCCCUUAGUGAAGAAAAACAGAUCCUCAGGGAAAUCAAACAACUCGAAGCGACUAGGGAUAAGGUUAUCGCAAAUGCUGCUGAGGUGGCUCGGCUUCAAGAUUCCUUGGGUGAAAAGAGUUCGAUUCAAGACCAGGUCAAGUCGAUAGGAGUUGAUCUUGAUGGUGCUCGAAAGGAGAAACAAGUGAUCUUUGCCAAGAUUAAGCAACUAGAUGAAGCAAAAGUGGCAAUAGAGAAAGAUAUAGAUGCUCUAGAAGAAGAAUUGACAGCAAUCACCGAAAAGAGGGACAAGAUAUUCGAUAAUAUCAAUGGAAUGAGGAAACAACGAGAGGAAGGGAAUGCGCCCUUCUACCAAAACCGUACAGUCUUGACACAAGCGAAAGUACUUGCCGCAAAAAAAGAUGUGGAAGCUGUAAAGGAGCUUGCAGCUUCAGAGGUCGAGAAAUUCAUGUCGCUCUGGAAUAGUAAUAAGGCCGUUAGGGAUGACUACGUGAGUAGAAUCUUGCAAUCACUUGACAUGAGGCAGUUGAGUAAAGAUGGUCGAAUGAGGAAUAUAGACGAGAAGCCAUUGUUGCAAGUUGAGAAAUCUGUUCCAUCCGCAACUGCGGUGGUUAAACCGAUCCCAAAACAAACCCCCAAGGAAGAUUCCAUUCCCACCGCUGAAGGUGGUGUUUCUUCCGACCAGAAAGCUGCGAAACCAAAGAGUGUUAAAAACGAAGGAAACGGCAAAACAGAUAACUUGGAGAAAGUUGACGAGGAGGCUUUUUUUGUCGAGAAACUGCCAAAGGUAAAGAAAGAUGAAGUUGAUGAGAAGAAGUUGAAAGAGCUGAAGAGACAAGAAGAGAUAGCUAAGCGUAAUCAAGCAGAGGAGAGGAAGAAGAAAAUGGCUGAGAAAGCAGCUGCUAAAGCAGCAAUUAAAGCUCAGAAAGAAGCUGAAAAGAAGAUCAAGGAGCGUGAGAAGAAAGCUAGGAAGAAGAGUGGAGCAGCUGCGGAAUCUGAAGAACCAACUGAGAGUGUUACAGAAGUUGCUGAGCUGGAAAAUGUGGAGGAAAAAAUCGAAACUCCGGUCCCACAAAAGAAUAAGGAUCGUAAAGAACAAACGGUGAAGCAAAGAGUACGAUCUAGAGGUUUGGAUUCACUCCCUAAAGCUAUACUUAAACGAAAGAAGGCAACGAACUACUGGUUGUGGGCUGGGUCUUCUGCCUUUGCCAUUUUCGUGCUUGUUGUUGUUGGCUAUAGCUAUUUAUCUUAGUCGAGGCAAAUCCGCUUUGUGUUGAAUCGAAGAACUAAAACUCUUUUUGAUGAUGAUGAGAAACUUUUUUAUAUUAGCAAGAACCAUUUUUUUUUUUUUAAUUUAAUUGUUUUUUUUUUUGCCUCCUCUGUUUUCUGCUUCGAGCAACUGCUCGAGUUAAAGCAUCGAAACUGUUGGUAGAAUACUUUGGCUUGAUAUAUUUUCAAUUUUGACUCUGAAUAUUUUCUGCACCCUCGACUCUAUGUAUUCGAUGUUUGAAUGAUGUCGAAGUCGAGUUUAUGUGUAUUUAUUUAUAUUUAUAAUUGUAUUCGGCACCA
Messenger RNA from Erythranthe guttata (spotted monkey flower), 2426 nucleotides. NCBI's taxonomy places the organism in Eukaryota, Viridiplantae, Streptophyta, Magnoliopsida, Lamiales, Phrymaceae. The record is from RefSeq and is a predicted model, not a curated record.